Molecule: messenger RNA, 7226 nt
Organism: Epinephelus fuscoguttatus (brown-marbled grouper)
Lineage: Eukaryota; Metazoa; Chordata; Actinopteri; Perciformes; Serranidae
Product: transcription factor MafG
Exons: 3
Coding region: 500-988 (162 amino acids)
Biological process (GO): regulation of transcription by RNA polymerase II; regulation of epidermal cell differentiation
Cellular component (GO): nucleus
Molecular function (GO): DNA-binding transcription factor activity, RNA polymerase II-specific; RNA polymerase II cis-regulatory region sequence-specific DNA binding
Source: RefSeq, a predicted model, not a curated record
GAUGGCAGCUAAGCUUUUGUACACACUCAUGAGCCGCAAAUAAAACAUGUCAUUCAGAUUUGGGGUUUGAUGUAGCGUAAAGGCCAGCUGUUUGGCGCCUAAAUGGUGAUAUCCCCGGUGGAGGAAUGGCGUGUGGUGCCGUGUUGCUUCAGUUAUAGUAGGAAAGACUGAGCACGGGGAUUUCCUCGCCUGCUUGUUUUGUAGGCGGGGAGUUGUUUGCCACUUUCACAAGCAGGGCGCUGAGAGGUUGGAGACAAGAGUCGAGGAAUGUCAAAACUGUGUAACUAGGCUGCUUUUGUGAGAAACAGUUUGCCAAGGCGUCGCGUGUGCCUCUGUAUCACAUCACAGCGCUUCUUGCUGGUUUGUCAACUCAUGCGCUUCUUGCUGUUCAAACCUGCUGCUUCAUCACCUCGUUGUGGAGAGGAGCAAGAGCGAGCCGAGGCAGCGGUUUAGCGAGAUCAGACCAACCAGCAGUACAGGUGGACGCGGCUCUCGUGGCAUGACUACCACAAACAAGGGAAACAAGGCCUUGAAGGUGAAGCGGGAGCCAGGGGAAAAUGGCACCAGCCUGACAGAUGACGAGCUGGUGACCAUGUCAGUGCGAGAGCUGAACCAGCAUCUACGAGGCCUGACAAAGGAGGAAAUCCUUCAGCUGAAGCAGCGGCGGCGUACCCUGAAAAACCGCGGCUACGCUGCCAGCUGCCGGGUGAAGCGUGUCACCCAGAAAGAGGAGCUGGAGAAGCAAAAGGCUCAGCUGCAGCAGGAAGUGGACAAGCUGGCCACAGAGAACGCCAGCAUGAAGGUGGAGCUGGACGCUCUGCGUUCAAAGUAUGAGGCCCUCCAGAGCUUUGCUAGGACUGUGGCCCGCAACCCCGUCGCCUCAGCCAGGGGACCCAUGGCCUCUGUCAUAGGGCCCCUCAUCCCUGGUAAAGUAGCUGCCACCAGCGUCAUCACCAUCGUCAAAUCCAAAACGGAGGCUAGGUCGUAGUAGCAGAAAGGGCGGGAGGAAGAUAUUCAAGACUAAACUAGUCAGUGCAUCGUAACAUGCUGCAAGAUUACCUGUGUAAGUUCUCUGUUUUAACCCUUGGCACUAACACUAAAAAUAUGCUUCCCAAAUUCACUCUUAAAGUAUGACUCAGCAGUGGUUGUCUAAGAAUGACGAGGUAUUGAAAAUACUGAAACGUUUUAUUUAAAAAGCAGACUGUGGUUACAAAUACUCAUGAAGGGAAUGCUGGGUAGAAAAAGUACAAAAAUUGAAUCAAAUUCAGACUGUUAAUAGCUUGUUGAUUUUUGAUGAGGUACUGUGUGUGAUGUGUUUGUUUCCUUGAGGCUGAGCUCUAAAGAUCUUUCCGUCCUAAAAAUUGGCAUUUAUAGAGUCUCACAAACAGUAAAAUAAUAUGUUGUAGACAUUAGUCCUUGCCCCUGAAGCCCUUUGCCUGUUAUUAUGCACUGACUUAAAUUUGGAUGAAUAACAAAUGGUCACAAACUCUUGGUGUGGAUGCUACAGAUGUCUUCAUAACAGCCUGACUAACCCAAAACUAGUAAAUUAGUCAAAUUUGUGAUUUUGUUGGUCGUCUGUCAAGAACAAGCGUGAAAUAAUGCUCCCAAAUCUAGCAUUCAUUUCUGUUUAUCUGCGACAGGCUUUAAUGAACUUGUCAUUAUCAAUAUGACUGGUAGAUGCAAUAAUAUAUGUAUGCACUGAAAAUACAAAGAGGUCUUGCAUAUUUAUGGUUAAGUGGAAACGUUAAAAAUGAUCAGCAGUUCUUAAUGAUAUUGUUCCAGAACUGAGUGCCAUUCCAAUAUGACAAGAUUCUUCUACAAUAUCUGAAUACCUGAAUGUUAUAACAGUAAUAUCCUCGUGUUUUGUGGGGACGGUGAAAUCCACAGACAUUUUGAAACAUAAUUUUUGCUCAUAGAGAAAAUACGUUCAAGUUGUUUUGUUUGAAAGAUAUAUAUUGCAUUUUUUGUAAUUACUUGUUGACAGGGCCGUCAGAUAUUUCCAAAAGAAAAAUCUUUACACAAGCUUUACUGUUUGAAUUGUUAAGGUGUAGAAAACUUUGUCUAAUGUUGAGUUCUUGGUUUUUAUUACUAGGUAGAUUACCUUCCAUUGUUUAUAGAAAUACAGAUAACGAAAACGUAAAAAAAAAAAUCCUGUGACAUCUUUUUGCAAUUGUACCGAAAGUGGCUUACUAUUGAAGUCUGAUAGCUUUUUUCUAGUGACUAGGCGCGUACUGUGGGGUAGCGCGUGACGUGAUGUGUAAGUGACAAGUUGGCAGUGUCGUUCACUGUAUAGAUGUCAAUGCUGUGCUAUUUAAAACAAAUCUGUAGAGCUAAACUAGGUGGUGUAAACAAGGUCAAUUGUCUUUGUGCGUAUUGGCAUCUGUGAUAUCCUCCGCUUCCUCGGUGUUAGUUACAAAUCAUAUUGUCAUCAAGAGUUUACCACAUUGAGCCAUGUAAGACAGAAUUGGGUGGAAUCGCAUUAGUGACUUUUACCUGAAGCUUAAAGUGAUACUGUCAUUGCAGAAUCUGAAUAAUGUUUCCACUUGGUGCUGGAUGCCCUCUAAAUACAUCCUCUGUAACCUGGUAGUAAACGACUUCAUUGUUGGGACGAUUUCAUCAUUGUAUCCAUUCCAGCCACUGAAUUUAUUUGAAAUAGAUUGCAGGAAUAGAAAUGAAAAACCCUUCAAAUUUGACAGACUAAAUGAAAUGUGAAGUGAAACGUCCAGUGUGUAGGAUUUAGGGGGAUAAAAUGAAUAUGUUAAGUUUUUUUUUUUUUUUUUUUAGUGUAUAAUCACUUUAAAUAAGAGUUGUUGCGCUUUUGUUACCUUAAAAUAAGCUGUUCAUAUCUAAAUAGGGAGAUGUUGCAUCAACACGUUUCUACAGUUGCCCAGACCAGACAAACCAUUGGCUCUAGCUGGGGCUGUUCGUGCUUUCGCGUUGGCCACCAUAGUUAGGGGCCCCUCUGUGACACGUUGUUUGGAAAAACACACAUUUUUUAACAUGAAAUUGCUUCCCAGCUGGCACCAGAUGUCAUGUGAUGUUAGAAAGACGUUGGACUCUUUUAUCAGACAAAUGUAAAAUUUUGGUUGGAAUGAAAAUCGAGUUGACGAUUUCAAAUGUCUAACGUUAGAAUUUCACUUUGUGUGGACGUUAACAUUAUUAUGUUAUUCUACAUUAAGUCGCCAUCAGCGUGAGACAUUUGGAAGAUGCUGGAUUUUGGUUAUUUAACAAAACUUACUACCAACAAAAUAUUAGCAUCAUCUGUUGUCAGUAAUCUAUGUGAAAUUUAGGGAUGCACGAUAAUAUCGGCACAUUAUCUAUCGGCCGAUAUUGGCUUUAAAAUGAAACAUUGGAAUUGUCCAACAUGCAGAUUUUUGCCAAUAUGACAAACCUAUAUAUUUUUUUAAUUGACAGUUAAAUGAUACAGCACAGGUAGCAAAACAACAUAUCUGAAAUAUAUACAAGUAUGUAAGUAGGAACGAAGCAGAAAAGGUAUCUCACGUGCUUGUAAAUGACAAUGAAAGGGCCAUUAACCAAAGACAACAUGUCUUAAAUGUUUAUGAUUCAGUUACUAACUUUUUGGUGCAAAAGCACUUACAAUAUAGUAUGAAAUGCUGAUACCCAGUGUGAAGAUAAUGUUCACAAUCACCAUAAAUUAACCAUUAACCCAAUACGUUUGUCAUUUGAGUCUAUUAACAAACUGUUAGGAAUAAAACAUACUGAACAAUGAAACAAUUGGGCCCACAGAUGUGUUACUGUUACAGUCUGUGAAAGUCUAUGUAGUAGUUGAGCUCAGAGGAGUGAAUCCGUGUGUUCAGAGUUCAGUAACUUACGACACUGCACUGUCCUGUCUAAGGUAAAUCUAGGAAGCUGCCUAACAAGGUCCUUCGCAGAAAAAAACACUUUAAAAUCUGAAGACUGAUGCCAAAAAAACUACGAUGUUAAAGGAUGAGACCUGCAGUGCUGUGUUCUGAUGUGGCGUUAUCCUCUCUUGAUCCAACAAACAAUGUAAACUCAACUGGUAAGCUAGCUAACGGUUAGCAAGAUAAAGUCCACACUAGUUGGAGGCUGCCAAAGCAGCUAGCUAGAUGCUAGUGGGCUAAACCAUCCACACAAUUCUUCCGGCAUGGCACUUUGUCAAAAGUUUUUUUUUACAGUCAUUCCAAGACACUGAGCAAAAGCCCCACAAUCAGCAUGCUCCUGUGCUUACAGUCAGCUCUUUUCGGCUCACUAUUUAGUACAUGCUACCGUCUCUACCACUACCGACAGCUUAACAAGCAAAUUAACACCCAUUCAGCUUGAACUCCACUAAAUAAACUCUGCUUUACAAAUUUCUUUAACCACCACCAAGGAAAACAAAAGACUGUGAAGUCUUAUUUUUCUUAUGGCUUUUCAAAUUUUAAAGGGAACGUUCUUUAUAAAUACAUAUAAAUCAGACAGUAAAAAAAUAGCACUAUACAAUGUAAACACAAGUAGGCUACAUGCUACAGGCCUACAAAAAUGAAAAGACAUGUAAAAAUAAAGAAACUGGGUGCAAGCAUACAGAUAAAGAGGUAUAUUCAGUCAUAGAUUCGGAAAAGAAAGAUGCAUAAUUUUCCAUUAUAUAUAGAUAUAUUGAUACCAGUAACGGUUAUCAGCCAAAUGAGAUUGCGUAUUGCAUAUCAGAUAUCAGCAGUGAAAUUAGGAUGGGUUUACAAAAUCCAACCAAAUAUUAACGUCUAAUGAUGUUUGAGGCCAGCUGGGUGUACUCAGUGUUUUUACCAGUUUAAAACGCCACGUUUGUUUGUUCUGGAGACGAACAGACCUCUGUGGAUAAUUUGACCCCCCGUUAAAAUCUCCUGAACAUCUGUAUCUUAAAUUUUCAGACAGAGACACAUUAGCAGGUGCUGGGCUAGCGUUCCUUUUGCAACAAGCCGAACAGCAUCAGAGAAACACUGAUUUUUUUUAUCGUGCUUUUUUUCAGUGUUUUUACCUGUUUUAAUCCUCUGGUCCGUUUGUUUUGGAGAGGAAGAGACAUUCGCUGAUAAUUCGGGUCCCUGUAAAAACCUCAUGAACAAUGAACACCGAAGGAAUUCUAACCAGGAGGAGUUUCAGCUGUUUACAAUCUGCAUCCUCACAGCUAGAUCCCCCUAAAUCUUACACACUGCUCCUUUAAUACUGUUUUUUUUCCCCUCUGAAUGUUGAGAAACUUCCUCAAUACUCUCACUAAGAUUGCAUCAAUGAACUGAACGGGUAACAGGCCAAAUGGUGCAGCAUCACUCGUGUAAAUUUCCCCACUGGACUUCAGAUUGUCAGAUUAAAAGCGGUAGGGUUUGGCUGAGGGUUUGUAUGCACUAAGCUCCUGCUUGUUUUGCUCAGGACAAAACAGGUCACUCUAAAAAUGAACAAACCAUUCUAGAUGAGAAGCAGGGGAUGGCAGCUCUAUUCAAUUUUUGUUUUCCUUUUUUUUUUUUUUUUAUAAUAAUAAGCAUGUCAUAAAGGGCUUCAAUCCACACUCAGAAAGAGACACAGCAAGACCACGUAGAAUUACAAUCAACAACUGCUGCCAGCAGCCGCUCCUUCUGUGCCAAGUGUCACAUCACUCUCCUGGUCCUCUAAAACAAAACAAAAAAAACCAAGGAAUUUAACAGUGGAGCGGUUUUACACCUCAAGGUGAACGUAGUUGUGUAAUGACGUUAACCGAAUGCACUUCAUCCGGAUCUCACUCUCCUGCUGGUCAGAAUGUCUUAUAGUGUCGGCGAGGUGUUAAUCUGCGGUCACUCUCAAAGCUACGCCUCAGCAAAAACUCCUGGGUGCUGGUUAUACCGUCUGUGUGCAAGUAUCCUAUCCUCAACAUGCUUAGCUAUCUACAUUGACUGGUUAACUGUGGGAAAAUAUAUAUCUGACUCUUGACAUAGCCCAGUAUUGAUGUUGGCGUCCUUAUUGCUGUGGCAGUCUUGUGGAGUGAAUCUUUUUUCGUGUCAAGUGUCUUUCAAGGUGUUCGAGCGGCACCGCCGACCAAUCUCUCGAUCUCCGCCAAGAGAUGACGACUCUCUCUUUCUCACACAUACAGGUGUAUAGUAUGUAGCUACAGUAGGUAUUAAUGACCAUUGUGAAAAAGUGACCCUUAAUAUGCAACUCAGUGGAAAGGUGUGAAAGAGUAGAUGUAAGAGUAAUCAAUAUUGUCAAAGUGACUAUGGUCUGUUAUUUAAUAAUUCUUGCUGUUUUGUAGGUUUUUUUUGUAAAGAUGUGUUUUUUAUUUCGCCCUCAGAUUUUGAAUCCCUCAAAGGAAGCGCAAUUGGCCCUUGUUUAUCGUAGCUAAAGCUGUAGUAGUGUACAGUGCUUCAAAGGAAUCAUGGGACAGUUGCACUCAAGCCUUACUCACUAAUUACUCUGGUCUCAAAUUGGCUGAUUCACCCGGAACCAUACAUUGGACUUGGAUAUCUGACUGAAAGAUAAUGCUAUUCUGUAAACGUCUGUGCACUGAGUGAAAUGGAUGCUACAGUAGAUUCUGUCACAAGGGCCACUUGCAAUAUUUUACUUUCUUCGGUGUGCGUGCGAGCGCGUGCGUGUGUUUUUUGUACGUUUGAGGUUCCUCUGCUGCUACACCAGUCAUUAAUGCUCGUCGUUUGCUGUAGCAUCAUCCACGGCGUUUUCUGUUCUCAUUACGUGUCGAGUGUGUAUUUGAAAUUGAUCUUAACACUGUAAUUUGUUCUGCAGAUUUCUAUUUUAAUUGGUUAUGGCUUUUGUUUUCUUCUUAUUUUGUUUUUACAGGCAACAUGUUAGAGAGGAUAAAUAACAGCACUUGUGUGGCAGUUGAAUUUAAUAGCUCUCAAGACAUUGGCUUUUUUUUUUCCCAUGAAAUUAUGCUUUGAAAACAGUUGACUGUGCAGGUUUCUUCCUCUUACUCUAUGGAGUGGGUCUGUGUUUCAAAAGUAUAAAAAUCUGACUAAAGCGAGUAAUACAAAGUUAAUUAUCUGUUUUUGUUAUUUUUCUGUAUGGGUUGUAAUAAAAUAUUGCAGUACUUUGUAUGAAAACAGACAAUAGUUAAUUGUAACUAUUUAUAAAUUAAAUUAUUGUACUUUUUGCAAUCUGUAGAUAAGUACUAUGUAUUCAUAUAUACAGUAACAACUGUGGAUUUAAACGUGAUUCUCUGAGGUGUCUAAGUUAUUGAUGUAUAUAUUGUAUGUUUGUUGAUACAGCUUACUUUAUUUUCUAUAAGACCAAUAAAAUGUUUUGAAAAAGGA